This is a messenger RNA of Nezara viridula (southern green stink bug), 393 nucleotides long. NCBI's taxonomy places the organism in Eukaryota, Metazoa, Arthropoda, Insecta, Hemiptera, Pentatomidae. The record is from the annotation of a GenBank genome assembly.
AUGAGCACGUGUUCUUUUUGGAUCCUUGGACCGACAUGCCCUAAAUGGCAGUACGGACCCCCACGACCUUCCGCUACCAGAACCAACUGGACCGUAACCAAAAACCAUAUGAAAUUUGCAUCCAAGAUGUGGUCCAUAACUCUUAGCACUGCCGUCGUGGGAGAUAUGAAUUCGUCACUCUGCAGUUCAAUCAAAUUCUUACAGUUAGGAACGCUAUGGAAUACGUUGGUACCUCAAUGUACAAGAAACUUCCAAACAUGCCCAACACUUUAUGAAAAGGAGACUGAAGAAGAAAAAAUUGGACCAGCGAUUCCCGCUCCUCCGCCAUGGAAAAAACUAAAAGAACAAGAUAGAAGAGAGGAUGAUAAGGAAGAUGAUGAAAACACAGAAUAA